AUGGGAGUGGCCACGGGCUUUCAAAGCCCGAUUCAAUUUGCUUCAAACUCAAAACCCACUUUGGACCAGCUCUGGGGCGAGGACUGGCCGUUCAACGGAAUACAGACCUUUGCUCACCUAAACUACACGAAAUGUCUCGUGGACCCGGAAACUAGUUUCGACAUCGGGGUCAUUGGCGUGCCGUUCGACACGGCAACAACGUACCGCAGCGGCGCCCGGUUCGGUCCUCGGGCCAUCAGAACGGGCUCGCAGCGUCAGACCUCAAAAAGAGCAUUCAACACCAGAGCCGGCAUCAACCCUUACCAGGACUGGGCAAAAGUGAUAGACUGUGGUGAUAUCCCGGUGACCCCAAUGGACAACGAGCUUGCUCUGGACCAGAUGACCAAAGCUUUCGAGGAGCUGCUGCUGAAACGGAAAAAUGCCGUGGACGGUUCUGGGCCUCCUAAGCUUGUUGCACUGGGCGGCGACCACUCUAUCCUGCUCCCCCACCUAAGGGCUCUAAACAAGGUGUAUGGAAAAGUCGCCGUCAUCCACUUUGAUGCGCACCUGGACACCUGGUCGCCAUCAAAAUACCCUUCGUUUUGGUCGAGCGAGCAGUCCAAGUUCACUCACGGAUCAAUGUUGUGGAUGGCCAACGAGGAGGAUUUGCUGAGUGACAACUAUAACGUCCAUAUUGGUCUCCGGACAAGAAUCAGUGGCAAGGACUGGGAGGACUAUGAGGACGACGACGACCAGGGCUGGGCCAGGUUCAGUGCAGACGAUAUUUGGAUCAAUGGUCUCGGAGGACUCAAGGAAAUUGUCAGGUCCAUUAACGAGAGAAUUCCAAAAGAUUACCCCACAUAUGUGUCUGUGGACAUUGAUUGUCUGGACCCUGGGUUUGCUCCUGGCACGGGGACGAUCGAGUCCGGCGGACUACUUCCGCGUGAGCUAUUCUAUCUGCUGAGAAACAUUGAUGUCAACAUCGUUGGAGCCGACAUUGUUGAGGUGUCGCCCCAAUACGACCAUGCUGAGAUCACUGCCACAAACGGCGCGGAGGUGGCUUACCAAUUGAUCACUUCCAUUGUAAAGCAGGGCAAAAAAUAG
Messenger RNA from Ogataea polymorpha, 1083 nucleotides. RefSeq lists its product as uncharacterized. Lineage: Eukaryota; Fungi; Ascomycota; Pichiomycetes; Pichiales; Pichiaceae. The record is from RefSeq and is a predicted model, not a curated record. The transcript has a single exon. Gene Ontology annotation, molecular function: agmatinase activity; metal ion binding. The coding region runs from base 1 to 1083 and encodes 360 amino acids.